This is a messenger RNA of Macroventuria anomochaeta, 898 nucleotides long. RefSeq lists its product as uncharacterized. The transcript has a single exon. Bases 86 to 805 code for a protein of 239 amino acids. The record is from RefSeq and is a predicted model, not a curated record. Lineage: Eukaryota; Fungi; Ascomycota; Dothideomycetes; Pleosporales; Didymellaceae.
CGGUCUGUCAAGACAGCUAUGCUCGAGGCUGCCAAGGCAAGCCUCAAAGUCGAAUGCGAGCCGGAGAGGCUGAGGUUCGUGUUGGAUGGUCGAGAUCGACACGUGCGAAGAAUGGGUCGAUCUCUCCCCCGGCCUGGUUCAAAGCGAGAUAAGCGAGACUCCUGCAAAAGCAGCCAAACACCACACCUAUCUUUGGCUUUCCGCUUCGUGUUGGACGAUGCCAGAACGUCGGCUUCCUCGCCGAAUCGUGUUCACCGGCAGUCUCGUUCAGCAUUGUCGAGCCCAAGAGUGCCAUCCAGCGCCAGGCAGGUCGGUCCUGGCUGGUCUUCGCAGCGCGGUACCGGCAUUUGACAGAAAGCCAAGCAUCAUUCCACGAGGCCAUUCAGCUGACAUGGCUCUAGAACAGCCCUACAAUAUCUGCUUCGCCUCAUCAUGCUGUGCCCAGCGCAACGAGCGAAUGACAAUGAUGACCCGUUCAAUCCUGCUUGUUCGCCUUGCAGCGGGGACGAUUGUAAGCUGUGAAGUUUAUGCUCGAUCAUCCGGGCGUUCCUGGACCCGAACAUCUCAGAAUAGGACACCGUGCAGCUGCGAUCUGCAAGCCAUGAGCGGCACGUCGAGCACAGCUGAUGCUAUGGACCAUCUCGCAAGUGCCGAAUUGCAGCUUGGUCUUCUCUCAAGACAUACUCUUGCUGUUGGAACGGUUCCGCCACACCGGUACCGGAAGGGUUCAACGUUAAUGUCGAGAAGGGGAAGCAGAAUAAAGAAGCAACAAAGAAGACACCGUCUAGCUUCCUGGGCACCAUAACAUGGGCCUUUGGUUCCGAUGUCUUACUCCACGUUCGCGGCAAUUCCGGUAAGGCCCGGGGUACACCGACUGAAUACGAGGGGCUCUUGGCAG